This is a messenger RNA of Cricetulus griseus (Chinese hamster), 954 nucleotides long. Lineage: Eukaryota; Metazoa; Chordata; Mammalia; Rodentia; Cricetidae. The record is from RefSeq and is a predicted model, not a curated record.
UUGGUAAUUGCUGAAAAGGCAUUGAAGUGCGAGGAACAUGAUGUAAGUCUGCCCCUGAGUGAACACAAUGAGCCUUGGUUUAUGCGUUUGAACUCAACUGGAGAAGUGCCUGUCCUUAUCCACGGGGAAAACAUAAUUUGUGAGGCCACUCAGAUCAUUGAUUAUCUUGAACAGACUUUCCUGGAUGAAAGAACACCCAGGUUAAUGCCUGAUAAGGGGAGCAUGUAUUACCCACGGGUGCAACAUUACCGAGAGCUUCUCGACUCCUUGCCGAUGGAUGCUUAUACACAUGGAUGCAUUUUACAUCCUGAACUCACCGUGGAUUCUAUGAUCCCUGCUUAUGCAACCACAAGGAUUCGCAGCCAGAUUGGUAACACAGAGUCUGAACUGAAGAAACUUGCUGAAGAAAACCCUGACUUAAAAGAGGCAUACAUUGCCAAACAGAAGCGACUUAAGUCAAAGCUGCUUGAUCAUGACAAUGUCAAAUACUUGAAGAAAAUUCUUGAUGAGUUGGAGAAAGUCUUGGAUCAGGUGGAAACUGAAUUACAAAGAAGAAAUGAAGAAACUCCAGAAGAGGGCCACCAGCCUUGGCUCUGUGGAGAAUCCUUUACCCUGGCAGAUGUCUCUCUGGCUGUCACAUUGCAUCGACUGAAGUUCCUGGGGUUUGCAAGGAGAAACUGGGGAAAUGGAAAGAGACCCAACUUGGAAACCUAUUAUGAGCGUGUCUUGAAAAGAAAAACAUUUAACAAGGUUUUAGGACAUGUCAACAAUAUAUUAAUCUCUGCCGUGCUGCCAACAGCAUUUCGGGUGGCCAAGAAAAGGGCCCCAAAAGUUCUUGGCACCACCCUUGUGGUUGGUUUGCUUGCAGGAAUGGGAUAUUUUGCAUUUAUGCUUUUCAGAAGGAGAUUUGGCAGCAUGAUAUUAGCACUUAGACCCAGACCAAAUUAUUUCUAG